AUGAGGAAGAGGGUGAGCCGUCCCAAGCGCGAAGUCUCUACCAGCAAUUCGAACUCUGGGGAUGCUUCAGAGUCAUCUGAUGAAACAGACUCAUCGGCAGAAGAAUCCUCGGACGCUUCAUCAUCGUCCGAAGAGGAAAACGUCACUGCACCAAUUGCCAAGAGGCGCAGGCUUCAACAACGAACAUCUAGUACCCUAGUGAGGACUCGCAAGGCGACCAACCCGGCCAAAGCAACCAACCCAGCCAAGGUGACUUUCAAGCUUGUCUCCUACAGGUCGGGCGCUAUUCGCGCCUUUCCCCUAGACGAAUGCAAGUCCGGGAGAGAUCUUUUCGACAAGGCACGGACAUUUUUCCGACUAUUCGACAGAAAUGUCGACGUCAAGAUUCUUUCGUGCCAGGUAUCGUCUGAGCGGGCCCAACAUUUUCUUUUCGGCAGCGAGGGUGAAUUUGAGCUUCUCAUUAAACACGCCAAGGACAGCAAGAGCACAGAUGAUGGAACAGUUACCAUUGAACAUGAAUUUAGCGUCUGCUCGAUGCCUCCUCCACCCGGCUCACCUCCCCCUAUCCCUCCGCCCGUCCCCGUUGAGACUCACCCCAACCGAACAAGCAGCUUGAAGCCUCCUCCGGAGCACCGGGCGCUCCCAGACCCUACACGGCUCGCUCCAGAAGACGCCUAUUUCUCCUCUGCUCAUCUAAGAGGUCGGACUGCGAAUGCAAACUACGAUGACUCACUCCGAGCGCUGAAUGGCAACGCUGCUGCUUUGCGAUCGCAGCCCGCGUUUCCAGGCGCGGACGGUCGAAAAGAGCGCAAAGUGAGGGGGCCGAGCAGACGGAGAAGACGAAAAGGGGCAUGGAAGAAGUUACUCUGGGUGAAGCAGUCAUAUCCGGACAACUACACCGACACCGAAACCUUUCUUGACCAUCUCCAACGCAACCCGCGCGUGCGGCCAUACGACUUCUGGCCUCUAGUGGCUGACUCGACAGUGAUUGUUCAGCAUGUCUGCUCUGUGGCGAUUUUCGUGUGCUGUUUUGUUGGAAUCCUCCACCAGAGAGUGAGCCCUGUUUCAGUCGUUUGCUGGGGCAGUGUUGGAACGGCCAUGGGGUGGAUUCUCUGGGACUCUUGGGUUUGGAGAGAGCAUCAUGCCGAACAGGCUCAAAAUGCGGAGCGAAUCCUGGACGGGGACGAUGGUUCUAGUUCGAGCUCGGCAGCGAGCUCGGUCAAUCCGUCGUCGGGGGGUGCGUCGCGACUGGUUGGUCCGAAGGAUGGUCAGAACGAGGUUCACGGGCUGGGACUGACCAUGUCGAGCGGUGAACCUCACGAAUUGCUGCGGCGACGUAGCACAGGAUUCAGUGGUGAGGCUUUUGGCCCGUCUGAUCCUGGCUCACCUGGUCAUCAGGCCAAUGGUGGCCUCAGCAAUACGCAGCUAUACCAUGGCGCCCAGGAGACCGACCAGACUUUGUUACUCUCGUCGAGGAACCGCCAACGGCUCUCGACUGUGAAGUCGGCGUUCCUGAUCUACUUUUCGCUACUGGGGCUCAGCCCGAUCCUGAAAUCUCUUACCAAGUCUACCGCCGGCGACUCCAUUUGGGCGAUGAGUUGCUGGCUGUUGUUCAUGAACAUAUUCUCCUUUGACUAUGGAAGCGGGGAAGGCGCGGGCGCCACCAAAUUCCCGGCUUCGCUGUCCACUAAUGCGGCUGUGAUGGCAUCGACCGUCCUCGCGUCUCGUCUGCCGUCUACAACCCAUGUCUUCAGUCUCAUGUUGUUCUCGAUUGAAGUCUUUGGACUGUUCCCGAUCUUCCGCCGGCAACUACGACACACCUCCUGGACGGGGCAUGUCCUUCUGACGCUGGCGCUGGUCAUUGUUGCCGGGGGUGCUGUCGGAAUGACCAUGCACGGAGGGUGGACCGCCGCGGUGGUCGGGUCGUUCUUAGGAAGUAUUAUGACAGCUUUUGCCAUGGGGGGAUGUAGCUGGUGGCUCAUCAGUCUUCAGAAGUACAAGAACGUGGUGACAGGGCCAUGGGACCCAGCGCGGCCGAUUAUCCGGCGGCAGUGGGAUUAG
Molecule: messenger RNA, 2061 nt
Organism: Aspergillus udagawae
Lineage: Eukaryota; Fungi; Ascomycota; Eurotiomycetes; Eurotiales; Aspergillaceae
Gene: pigc
Product: phosphatidylinositol N-acetylglucosaminyltransferase
Exons: 3
Coding region: 1-2061 (686 amino acids)
Biological process (GO): GPI anchor biosynthetic process
Cellular component (GO): membrane; glycosylphosphatidylinositol-N-acetylglucosaminyltransferase (GPI-GnT) complex
Source: RefSeq, a predicted model, not a curated record